Molecule: messenger RNA, 1520 nt
Organism: Cephus cinctus (wheat stem sawfly)
Lineage: Eukaryota; Metazoa; Arthropoda; Insecta; Hymenoptera; Cephidae
Exons: 2
Coding region: 228-1268 (346 amino acids)
Source: RefSeq, a predicted model, not a curated record
UAAAACUUAUCGGGUAUGUAAACGGCGAUUGAAUUUCGUGAAUACAUAUUCUGGAACUCUACAUUUGAUGUGUCAUAAAUAGCCGGUUAUUUCUGCGCAUCCACAUCUUCUCAGUUGUGUGGUUUACGAAGCGAGACGUCCGUUACAGUCCAUUACUUGAAAUUCAUAUAGAAAGUCAGAAUGUGCCAUUUAAGAGUGUAAUAUCUAAGUGGCAAUUUUUUGGUAAUAUGGAUAGAAAGCUACCAAAUAAUCUUACAAGUUCUCCCUAUGAUGCACCAUCUGACGCGGAAACAGCACCUGCAAACAACUCAUUCUUAGAAGACUUAGAUUUGGUAUCCGAUGGUUUAAAUUCUGGGUUUGCUGUUCGUCAUAUUGAACGGCAUGUUACAACGCGAAACUCCAGAUCUCCAACUGUAGUGGCAAUAUCUGAGGAAACGGAAUUUGGGCAUCUUUUGGAACAACAGAAUGUUACAACUGCUGUAACACCAACUUCGUCAAAUGCAAAACCUGUUAGCAUAAACAAAGUUACAUGCAGAGACAUUAAAAAGAGCAGCAAGGAGACGAAUAAGGAGGUGGAAGUGAAACAACAUACGAUAAAGAUACCUGAGAACAAAGUAAAACGACACACAGAGAAUAAACGUAAAGCUGUUGAGAAUAAAGUUCAGGUACAAGAUAGUAAAUCGAAUAAUCAAGAUGUGAAAAAUAAAGUUACUGAGGCCAAACUUAAGCUUAAAGAUCGAGGGAGAUAUUCUGAUAGUUCCAAAGAGCAGAGUCAUGGAUCUUCUGAUAAUUCAAGCAAAGAGAAUAAUAAGCCUGAUGUGUCCAAGGAAAGAUCUCUUCAUUCAGACACUGUGAAGAAUCGUAGUCGUUUAUCGGACAAUCAUGCAAAGAAAUUGGAGCCUAAGGAAAUUCCAGAACCGAUAGGUCUGUUAAAUGCUAUCAAAGAAUUAAUCAGUACUUACACAAAGCAAGAGAGCACAAAAAUACUACGAGCUAUGCAAGAGCUUCAUAUAAAUACACAGGCGAAUCUUAUUAAGAAUCUUCUUUUUCAAACCGAUGAAAUCAUCAGGGAAAUGCAUCCUAGUAGUGAGUCUAUACGUUUUAAGGAGCUAGUUGAAGAGAAUGAGAAGCUUCGCGAAGAUAUUACAAUCCUACAAAUUAAAGUCGAAGAACUCCAGACAAAAGUGUAUGAGUCAGAAGCUGUUAAACAGGAGAAUGUUGCAUUGAAGAUUAAAUAUAAGGAACUGCUCGAGCAGAAGAUAGGCUGAAAGUGUAGGGCAUCUGUCAACAAAUGGUGAGAGUAUCUAAAUUUCUCUUAAGUCUCACAAAAUAUCUUAUUAUUUUUACAUUGUUAAAUAUUUCAUUGUUGUGGUGCUAGACUUAUUGAGGGAUUGAUUAGAAUCUUUAGAUUCACUUAAUGAUUAUGCUGCUACUCAGCAAGUGCCUUAUAGGUAUUAGAUGUCCUUAAACUUAGUGGUAUAAAUUUUGUUAAAUAUUUAAUAAAAUAAUUUGUACUUUUA